Messenger RNA from Lathyrus oleraceus (garden pea), 1041 nucleotides. RefSeq lists its product as uncharacterized. Gene Ontology annotation, molecular function: zinc ion binding; nucleic acid binding. Bases 1 to 1041 code for a protein of 346 amino acids. The record is from RefSeq and is a predicted model, not a curated record. NCBI's taxonomy places the organism in Eukaryota, Viridiplantae, Streptophyta, Magnoliopsida, Fabales, Fabaceae. The transcript is spliced from 2 exons.
AUGGCAACCGUUUUCAAUGAUCGAAUUCCCACCGAUCUCCUGAUUCUUGAUUCGAAGAACUAUGAUAAAUGGGCGAAACAAAUGAGUGUCUUGUUUGGUUAUCAAGAGGUGCUUGAGAUCGUCGUCAAUGGAGUUACACAAUUAGGAGCAAAGGCUACUGACAUUCAAAGAGCUACACACAAAAAAGAGAAGAAGAACGAUUACAAAGCCCUAUUCUUGAUUCAUUCGUGUGUUGAUAACGAUAAUUUCGAGAAGCUCGGCGAUUGUGAAUCGGCGAAGCAAGCAUGGGAAAUCUUGGAGAAAGCAUAUGCUGGUGUCGUCAAAGCGAAGAAUGUUGUAUCGAAAGUAUUGCAUUCGUUAACGUCGCGUUUCGACAACAUAGUUGUGGCUAUUGAAGAAUCAAAGGAUCUAACAACUUUGAGCAAUGAUGAAUUGCAAAGUUCGUUAGAGGAACAUGAACAAAUGAUGGAUGAGAGAGGCGCCAACAAAGCCAAAGCGGAGAUUGCUUUGCAAACGCGUUUCAAUGAAAAGAAUAAGAGGUCGAAAGGAAAAUUUGCGGCGAGAGAUAAAUCAAAUUUUCAGAAUUUUGGUUCAAACGAUUCGCAAAAUUCAAAGCAUUCGACGAGUGAAAAUGGUGAAAGUAGCUCCAAGGAUAGUGGUCAUAGCAAUGGUUUUAAGAAGCGUGAUGUGAGUAAGGUGAAAUGCUACAAGUGUAGAAAGUUUGGACACUUUGCAAAUUCGUGUCGUGGUAAAUCGAAUGAGAAUCACAAUAAUGAAGCCAAGGUUGCUAGGGAAGAGGUAGAUGAUGAGGACACACUUCUAGUAAUGAUCACGGAGGAGAGUUAUGGCAUUACGGAUGUUCCGGGCAGCAACUACAGUAGUGACAGUUUGCGGGACAGCAGCUGUACUGUUCCGGAAAAUAGCGAGAAACCGCAUUCGGAUCGAAGUGCAUUGGUUACCGUUCGUGAUGGAGUCCAAGGGAGAGAUGAGUGGUACUUGGAUUCCGGUUGUUCAAUACAUAUGACGGGUCGAAAAGAUUGA